UAUCCCACCCCCUUGAUUUUGUUUCGCUGUCCUUAAAAACCCUCGCCUUCUGGAAACCCUCGGAAACCGGGUGUAGUAGGUAAAACCCUUUUCUCCCGCUGACCUCUUGCGCCUCCAUAUUCCUUUUCAGGCGAAUUGCUCUAGAUUCCUCUUUUCAAAGACGCUAAUCUCGGAACAAUGAGGGCUGCCAAGGCUAAGGCGGGAGCAAGAGCCCUGAAACCUGUCGAUGAUGGGAGAGUUGGGAAACGAAAGGCUGCUGCUGCUCCAGUUGAUAAGAGUAGCAAAGGAAAGGCCAAGCAGACGAAGAAGGCCAAGAAAGACCCCAACAAGCCUAAGAGGCCACCUAGUGCCUUUUUUGUGUUCCUUGGUCAGUUCAGGGAAGAGUUCAAGAAAAAGAACCCUAAUGUGAAAGGGGUAGCAGCUGUUGGAAAAGCUGGAGGAGAAAAGUGGAGAUCCCUGUCUGAUGCUGAAAAAGCUCCAUAUGAAGCUGAGUCUGCAAAAGCGAAGACUGAGUAUGAAAAGCAGCUGAAAAUCUAUGACAAAAAGCAGAGUGCACCUGAUGAUGGUGAUGAAGAGUCAGAGAGGUCAAGAUCUGAAGUGCAUGAUGAAGACGAUGAGGCUAGUGGGGAGGAGGCGCAGCCAAAAGCGGAGGAAGCAGAGGAGGAAGAGGUGGAUGACGAAGAUGAAGGGGAGGACGAGGGUGAAGAAGAGGAAGAUGACGACUGAAAUUGCAAUUCCUCUACUUGGCAAAGUGGGUAUUUUGGUUAGAGUAGACUUUGAAUUUCGUAAACUCAGGUUGCAUGGUGUUUUUGGAAACAGACAACAUUAUUUUCAACUGCUGUGUCCAUAUAAUAGAAUUAAGCAGGAGCCUAAGCAGUAGCUUUCCUGUAGUCCUUGUUAGUUUAUAUGAUUUUCUUAAGAUCAGUGUACUCUUUUAAGGGUCUUGCAUACAGGACUUGCAACCUAAAAUAUCCCCUUGUUUUCUUUGCCUCA
This is a messenger RNA of Rosa rugosa (rugosa rose), 993 nucleotides long. RefSeq names its product high mobility group B protein 1-like. The transcript is spliced from 9 exons. Bases 178 to 726 code for a protein of 182 amino acids. The record is from RefSeq and is a predicted model, not a curated record. Lineage: Eukaryota; Viridiplantae; Streptophyta; Magnoliopsida; Rosales; Rosaceae.